AUGGCAACCGCUCAGACAACGUCAAGGAAGAAAACUGUUCUGACGAUCAAAGAAAAAUAUCUUGCUUUGAAAGAGCUUGAAAAAGAAGGAACAACUAAAAAGUCUAUUGCUAAAAAGUAUGGUGUCCCACCUAACACACUUUCAUACUGGGUUAAGAAUAAAAGUGACAUUUUUACCAAGUAUGAAUCAGGCCAGUAUGGAGUUAAAAGACAAAAGCUUUCUUCCGGAAAAUACGAUAACAUUGAUAAAGCAGUUUACAAGUGGUUCGUUAACGCUCGUGAAAGAACUGUGCCGAUUAGUGGUCAAAUCAUUCGAGAAAAAGCAUUGGAUUUUGCAAAGCAAUUCAACGAACCUGAUUUUAAAGCUUCAGAAGGCUGGCUAGACAGAUGA
Messenger RNA from Hydractinia symbiolongicarpus, 390 nucleotides. RefSeq names its product tigger transposable element-derived protein 4-like. Lineage: Eukaryota; Metazoa; Cnidaria; Hydrozoa; Anthoathecata; Hydractiniidae. Gene Ontology annotation, cellular component: nucleus. Bases 1 to 390 code for a protein of 129 amino acids. The record is from RefSeq and is a predicted model, not a curated record. Gene Ontology annotation, molecular function: DNA binding. The transcript has a single exon.